Molecule: messenger RNA, 375 nt
Organism: Ostrinia furnacalis (Asian corn borer)
Lineage: Eukaryota; Metazoa; Arthropoda; Insecta; Lepidoptera; Crambidae
Exons: 3
Coding region: 1-375 (124 amino acids)
Source: RefSeq, a predicted model, not a curated record
AUGAGCUGUGCCUACAACCACUACACAUUAGGAGACGAUAUCUUGCUGAAUGGUGAAGCGUAUGAAGUGAUUCUCCUCGACUACCAGCACGCGUUCUACGGCUGCUCGAUAAUCGACUUUAUCUACUUCAUAAUAGCUGGCACCGACCAGGACUUCCGAAGGAACCACUUGGAGCACCUCAAAGACGUGUACCACAACACCAUGGCGAAGUUCUUGAGUUAUUUUGGGAUUGAUAUUGAAAAACACUAUCCUAGAAAAGAAUUCGAGAGGCUUUUCAAGGAGAGGCUCGACUAUGGCUUAAUGCUGAGUGACCUGAUCAAGAAGAGGGUCAGAGGUAUUGUGGACGACUACGUGGAGUGGGGCUACAUCAAAUAA